ACGAGAUCUCGGUGAGAAAACAGACAUGGUAUCGCUGUGGAACAGUUCUUUACAGAAGAAAGCAAGUGAUCUUCAUGGCGACACCUGGAACAUUGAAACUGAUCAGACUAUUGUGGAAAACAGUCUGGCUCCUAAUUGGGACCAGUACAUUUCUGGCUCCUUUGCAGAGUUCAGGUGUUCUCUUUGUAGAAGAACCUGGGGGUCUAGUAGAGUGCAGGUGGUGUUUCAUUUCCACCUGAACAGAGAAAGCAGACAGGGAACCAUUAAACUACGAUGCUACAAACAGGAGUGUAAGACGUGCAAUGAAGCUCAGUGGGAGGAUCCAAACUUCCCAGUGGAAAACACUGAUGUGCUGGUUGAGAGACUGGUUAGAAAUAUCCGCAAGAAAUGCUACGGAGAAAAGGAUGAAACAAACAGAUCCUCAGUGUUUGAUGGCAGACUUAAUGGGCCACAUGAAAGUGCUCACUGUGAAGCCUGUCGGCUUGGCAUCUGCAGUCAAGCCAACUGAGACUGAUUUCAUUGCUCAAAUCUUCUAAGUGACUAUAUUAUUCUAUAUUAUUGAAAACAUUUGUAAUAUUCGCUAAAAUGAACAACUUGUUAACUGCCCAAGAUUAAGCUUGUCAGUUGACUUCUAUUCUUUGUUAAUCGAUUAUUCUACGUUUUAAUCUUUCACUUUCACUGAAUUCACUGCAGCCCUGCUUAAUGUAAACUAGUACGCUACCACAGAAACCCCCCUAUUUUUAUUAUGGGUUUUAUGUCACAUAUAUUGUGCUUUGCAUGUUGUUGCUUCUGUAUUCUGGGAUUAUGAAAUAAAUGGAAAUGUUGUGGUCAAAUGUC
Molecule: messenger RNA, 837 nt
Organism: Onychostoma macrolepis
Lineage: Eukaryota; Metazoa; Chordata; Actinopteri; Cypriniformes; Cyprinidae
Exons: 2
Coding region: 26-508 (160 amino acids)
Biological process (GO): protein insertion into membrane; protein targeting to membrane
Molecular function (GO): olfactory receptor binding
Source: RefSeq, a predicted model, not a curated record